Rhizopus microsporus ATCC 52813 is the source of this 1990-nucleotide messenger RNA. RefSeq lists its product as uncharacterized. Gene Ontology annotation, biological process: rRNA processing. Gene Ontology annotation, cellular component: nucleus. The transcript has 9 exons. NCBI's taxonomy places the organism in Eukaryota, Fungi, Mucoromycota, Mucoromycetes, Mucorales, Rhizopodaceae. The record is from RefSeq and is a predicted model, not a curated record. The coding region runs from base 64 to 1956 and encodes 630 amino acids.
AAAAAAUACAAAAAAAAAAAAGAAAAAUUUUGAGAUCUGAUAGAUCAUUUACUGUUAUCUACCAUGCCUAAUGCUAGAAAGAAGAAGCAAGCUAAAAAUGAAGACUUUCAAAAAAAGAAAUUAAAAGUCGGCAAGAAGAAGGCUGUACCAGAUAACUUUACAGAUACCUCAUUUAGAUCUAAAAGCAUUGUUCUACCUAAUCAAAGCAUCAAUGAAGAUAAAUCUCAUGAAAUAACAACAAGUAGAAAUCUUACCUUGUCAGAUCUACUUGUAAGAUUAAGGCAUCCUAAUGCAAAUGUCAAAAAAGAGGCUCUUUUGGGACUGAGUGAUAUCUGUUCAAAGAAUCCAGGAUUACUGAUAUCCUCACUGGGACAAGUUGUUAAUGGGCUAUUAAAGCUAUUUAUCGACGAAGAUAGAGACGUCAGAAAGGCAACCCUCAGCUACCUUCAGGAGACGUUUGUGGAAAUAGACAAAGUUGAACUUCAGCCAUUUAUGCCCAUCUUGAUCAUGUACACAUGUUCAGCCAUGACUCAUAUCUUUGAAGAUGUUCGUUUGGAUGCUGUUAAGUUUAUGAACUUGUGGAUACAGAUUGCUCCUGAUGUGGUUGUUUCCAAAUUCUGGAAUAGGAUCAGAGGAAAUUAUAUGAGUCUACUCUCUGUGGAUGCAAACAAAUCGUCACAAACCAGCGCUCCAUCUAUGAUGAUUGGAAGCAACACGUCUACGGCUUCUAUCAAGGCAGCUGUUACAAAAUCACAUCUACAUAUACACAAGAACAAACUGGGAUUCUUUUCUAGUCUUUCCAAGUUCCUUGAAGCAGGACUUUCUGAGGACAACCAAGACAAGUUUUGGUUCUUUUUGAACUAUUUGGACAGUAAACAUUCAAAGGAAUCAUUUAAGCGAAAGAUGGAAAAAUAUAACAACUCAGUCAAAGGAGAAGCUGUCAUCUGGAACACAAAGACAAAGAAUGAGUAUAUGCCUGCUCAUCCUAUGAUUGUUGCAACGGCACCAAAUUUAUCAGAAGAAUAUAAACUCGCGACAUUUUCACAUCUUCAUCUAUUUGAGUCUUCAGGACCCAAGAACAAUAACAACAAAACCAUUAAUGUGCUAGGCAGUAAAGGGCAAUCGGAUAAUAUUGAUGUGAACAAUACUGAAUUCAGUAGAGAUGAUAGACUUGAUAGUAUUGAGGGCAUGAUUGAGGCCUUCCAACCUGUUCUGGUAGCCUCAUGGUUAGAAGCAGCCCCCUCUGUGUUUGUAUCAAGCGGCACCAUUUCGAUGACAUCUGCUCUCGAGUUGAUAUACGAAGUCAUGAAAAUCUCGGUUGUGCUCUGGAGAGCCGUCGUUAGCUCACAAAAGAUAAGCACUAUGUCAGGCGAGUGGUUGAACAAACACCUUCAGACGACACUCAAGCGCUUCCACGUCUACUUUCCUUUUGGUGCUGAUUCAUUAGGCAACAGAGGGUCGAAGGCAGAUGAAAUCUUGCUACAUAUGAAUAUUUUGUUCUGUGAAUUGACUUCUUUAUACCUUUUGGCAAAAACUAUGCAAAGAAACAAGAUGCAACUCGGAUCAAAACGUCAAAAGACACAAGAUGACCAAGUUCCCGAAUGGACUGAAACUGUUGUGGGUUUUGUCUUUGACUCACUUGGUUAUCAAGCAAAUGAUACGAUGACAUCAGGUAGUUCUAGUUUUAGAGCAGAUAAUCUAGUUUCUUUGCUUCCUGCUAUCUGGGGUUUCUUGAACUGUUUAAGUAAUGAAGAAAGCAUGUCACUUUUUGAUGCUGUCAUGACAUUCCAAAAGAAGUGUCAGGCUCCUACUACCAAAAAAAUUGCAUCUGAUUUUAUCAUUCACAUGCAUACUGCACAAAGUACUCCUCAUUACAAUGGAAGAUUUAUCAUCCCUCGUGGCUCUUCUUUAGCAGACGCAGUAGAGGAAAGAAUCCAAUCUAUUACUAUUAAAUAAAAUGUACAUAAUACACGAACCCAUUUUCAGGCAC